Lasiodiplodia theobromae is the source of this 1209-nucleotide messenger RNA. RefSeq names its product Glycosyl hydrolases family 18. The record is from RefSeq and is a predicted model, not a curated record. The transcript has 3 exons. Gene Ontology annotation, molecular function: chitin binding; hydrolase activity, hydrolyzing O-glycosyl compounds. The coding region runs from base 1 to 1209 and encodes 402 amino acids. Gene Ontology annotation, biological process: carbohydrate metabolic process. NCBI's taxonomy places the organism in Eukaryota, Fungi, Ascomycota, Dothideomycetes, Botryosphaeriales, Botryosphaeriaceae.
AUGAUGGUUCAAUCGCAGAGUUUUCUUAGAUAUUUUCUGCCUUUCCUGAUUCUGCAAUUCCUUUCCUCCAAUCAAGUUCUUGCCAGCCUCGGUCCCUCUUCUGGAAAGUCUGCAGCCGACGUGCAGCAACGCAUCAUCGGCUACUACCCAGGAUUUAACCACAAUGAAAGCUGCGGCAUGGAGUUCGACAAAAUCCCUGCAGAGAACUUUACGCACUUGAACUUUGCAUUCGGCUACAUCAAUAAUUCAACUUUUGAGAUCGAACCAAAGGAAGGUUAUGACGCCCAGCUGUUUUCCAACUUCACAAGCAUCAGAAGCAGAAACAAGGAUGUCAAGUUGAUGAUCUCUUUGGCACAAUUGUCCGGCAACAGCACAUCUGUGUUUUCGAGCAUAGUCGCGUCGAGCUGCAAUCGGCAGAAGUUCAUCGAGCGACUGAUCUGUUUCAUGAAUCGCUACUGUUUCGACGGUGUCGACUUUGACUGGGAAUUCCCCGGUGAUCCCGCUACCGGAGGCAAUAACAGCGAUCGCGACAACUACGUACUGUUGGUCAAGGAGCUCAGAUCGACGCUUGCCCAGAUUCCCAACAAAGACUUCGUCAUUUCCUUCACUGCUCCCACCCCAACCUAUUAUCUGGGCAUGUAUAACCUGACGGAAAUGAUGAAGUACGCAGACUUCAUCAACUUCAUGGCCUACGAUGUGGUCAACGCCAACUGGGGCACCGAUAAGCACAUCUACGCGCACACCAAUCUGACCGAGAUCAACAAGUCUCUCGCCUAUCUAUUAGAUAAUGGCGUCCCUUCGAAACAGAUAAACCUCGGCCUUGCAUUCUAUGGUAACUCGUACCAACUGUCAGACACCUCGUGUGCCGUACCAGGAUGUCCAUUCCAGGGCCCAGGCAAAGCAGGCUCAUGCUCCGAAGCCGGCGUGCUCACCUACAAAGAUAUCAUGGGUGUCAUCCAGGCGGACGAACUUGCGCCACAAUGGGAUACCGAGGCCGCCGUCAAAUACAUUCAUUGGGACAACGACCAAUGGGUCGCGUACGAUGACAAGGACACGUUCAAGCAGAAGAUCGAGUGGGGAAACGGGAAGGGUCUCGGUGGCGUCCUUAUUUGGUCCAUCAACGACGAUGACCAAAACCUGUCGGCGCUUCGCGGAGUCGUCGAUGCCCAGGCCAUGCUCGCUUCCAAUACCACUGUUGAUGGGCAGUAG